AUGUAUACUUAUACACAAAAAUGUGAAGAUAAUUUUGAGCAAUUAUCAUCACGAUCAUUCUCUUCCCUAGAAUCCUCUUCGUCAUCCUCUUCCUUGCCAUUAUUUUUAAUUCCUUCUUUAUCGCAUGAAUUGUCUCCUCCUCGUAUUAUCAUCAGGGACGAUAAAGUUUCAUUUUUAAUAAACAAUAAUCUUGUCCCUUUUGAUAGAAGAAAGAUGCUAGAAAUAAGAAAGCUUUCAAAUCCACAAUGCAGUAAUUGGAUAUUUACUUCAUUGAUGGCACCAUCUUUAUCAUCAAUUUUUAUUAGAAAUAAAGUAAUUGAUGAACACACAAAGAUGGCCGUCGAAAAAUUGUUGAAUAUUUCUUGGGAAAUUGCUGACGACCAUUUCAAAAACUUUUUCAAGAAUUACAUUGUAAAACAAAAACCUUGUUUGAUUGCUUUCGACAACGACAAUAACGGUAGCAUCGUCACUGGUGGCGUUAAUUUUGCCGCUGUACUGAUAGCUUAUGUUCCCAUUUUAGAAAUCUUUUUUACAAUUCCAACUGUAGAAGAGUAUGUUUCAAAUCUACCGCCCAUAAAACUAAAAUCUGGCAAUAAUUUUAUAAUUUUUAGAGGCUUGGCACAUAAAAGUUUAUUGAAAUAUGAGAAACAUGAUAGUGAAAUGGAAAGAAGUCUUAAAACUAUUAGUGGGAUGUUUAAAGAUAUCUGGAGACAUUCUGAUCAUGUUUUCCAAGAAUAUUUCAUGAAUUUUUUCAUCAGUGUAAAAAAAAUUAGGCCAAGGAAUCAUGUGUGGGUCGAGUGUAAUGAUAAUGAAACACAAUGUGCUUAUCAUCCAGGAGUUCCUAAAAACUAUGAUGAUUAUAACGACACUUUAAUAAUCUAUAAUUACUACUACCACCGAUGUGGAUGUAGACGUGACCAAUAA
This is a messenger RNA of Entrophospora sp. SA101, 924 nucleotides long. NCBI's taxonomy places the organism in Eukaryota, Fungi, Glomeromycota, Glomeromycetes, Entrophosporales, Entrophosporaceae. The record is from the annotation of a GenBank genome assembly.